Messenger RNA from Staurois parvus, 319 nucleotides. NCBI's taxonomy places the organism in Eukaryota, Metazoa, Chordata, Amphibia, Anura, Ranidae. The record is from the annotation of a GenBank genome assembly.
UAUAUUGGGAUUUUGGACAGCUUUCUUAUUCCAUCAAUUGAAGGGAUGUUUGGUAAGAUUUAUGAACAAAGAUUAUUUAUUUGCUAAAUUUUAUAAGAAAAAACACUUUUUCAUUUAUAUAGCAAAAAAAAUAAAAAUCCCAGUGGUGAAUAAAUACCACCAAAAUAAAGUUUUAUCUGUCUCAAAAAAAUGCUAAAAAAUGUAUAUGGGUACAGUGCUGCAUGACUGCGCAAUUGUCAUUCAAAGUGUGAUAGCACUGAAAGCUGAAAAUUGGCCUGGACAGGAAGGGGGUGAAAGUGUCCAGACUUGAAGUGAUUAA